UCUUUACAUGAUUUGAACAAGGGUUUCAUUAUCUUUAUUGGGUAUUUUUUAUAUUUUUUUUAAAGAUUAUGGGUUUAAUUGAGAUUUUGUUACAAGGGCCAAAUUUAUUUGAUAAUAUAUGGAGUAUGAAUAUGUUAGCAGAUCUUAUGGUGUUAAUUGCACCUUUAUGGAUAGCUGUUGUAUUUGGGGUUUUAGUUGGUUGGUUAUGGAGACCAACUUGGGCUAAUUCUGAUACUAUUAUUAAUAAUUUGAAAAUGCCCACAAAGAAUUAUUAUUCUUCUAAAGAUUUUGUAUCUUCAAUUCCAUCUUUUAAUUCUUUGAAAUCUCAAUUGCCCACUUGUUUUUUUCCAUUUUCUGAUAAUGGGUUGUUGGAAGUUGGUUCAUCUGAGCUCUCUACAAUCAGUUCUUCUAAAUUGGAUGAAAAAAGAACGAAUUUUGUUGGGGAGGGUGAUUUGGAGCAUAUUUAUAAACUUGUUGAGGAAAAAGAUGGAGGUCUAGCUUGGAUUGCUAUGAUGGAUAGGUCAACUUCAAAUAUGAGUUAUCAAGCUUGGAAGAGAGAACCCGAGAUUGGACCUCCACAAUAUCGUUCGAGAACGGUGUAUGAAGAUAUGACUCCUGAAAUGAUGAGGGAUUUCUUUUGGGAUGACGAACUUCGGUUGAAAUGGGAUGAUAUGUUACUAGAAGCCGAAACUAUAGAGGAAUCCCCUGAAAAUGGAACAAUGGUGGUUAGGUGGGUUCGUAAGUUCCCAUUCUUUUGUAGCGACAGGGAGUACAUUAUUGGUCGUAGAAUCUGGGAGUCAGGCAAAACCUAUUACUGUGUUACAAAGGGCGUACAAUACCCCUCUGUGCCACGCCGGGCUAAACCAAGACGUGUUGAUUUGUACUAUUCAAGUUGGUCGAUUCGUGCAGUUGAAUCGAGGAAAGGGGAUGGACAAAUGACUGCAUGUGAAGUAUUACUAUUUCAUCACGAAGACAUGGGAAUUCCAUGGGAAAUUGCAAAACUUGGCGUGCGUCAAGGCAUGUGGGGAGCCGUGAAGAAGAUAGACCGUGGUCUACGUUGGUAUCAGAAACAAAAGGAAUCAGGAAUACCUCUCUCUCAUUGUGCGUAUAUGGCUCAUAUCAAUACAAAAGUUAGCACAGAUCGUUUGAGAUACUUGGGGAACAAAUCAAAUGAUUCACAAGAAAUUGAAACUUGUGAGCAAGUAGCGGAUGAUGAGAAGCCGUCAGGGAAAAAUCUCCCAAAGCUUUUGGUGGUAGGAGGAGCCAUUGCACUUGCUUGCACCAUUGACAGGGGGCUCUUGACGAAAGCCGUUAUAUUUGGAGUUGCAAGAAGAUUUGCUAAAAUGGGAAGGAGGUUGUGAAUGGAUUGGUAUACUUUUUCUUCUUCUUCUUCUGACCUCAGAUAUAAUUGUAUUUACAUUUAAUUUAUCUUUUGUUAGAUUCAUCUUGCAGCUUAUAAUCAUAUGAUGAGAGAGUAUGAUAGUAACCAUGUAUUUAUUUUAAAUGAUUGUUCUCAUGCUGCUGAAAUAACAGGAAAAUCCUAUUUUCUUGAUA
Molecule: messenger RNA, 1554 nt
Organism: Erigeron canadensis
Lineage: Eukaryota; Viridiplantae; Streptophyta; Magnoliopsida; Asterales; Asteraceae
Exons: 6
Coding region: 69-1361 (430 amino acids)
Molecular function (GO): lipid binding
Source: RefSeq, a predicted model, not a curated record